UCAAUCACUACAGCUAAGUCACAGAUCUUCGUAUGCAACUCAACUUCUUCGCCUUCAUCUCCCUCACUCCGAACCAAAUUUAGGGUUUAAGCAGAGAUUUUUCCCCAAAUGGGCAAAGCUUCGGUGAUCAUAUACGUCACCGUCGCGGUGCUCCUGCUCUUCCUCAUCUCACAUUCUCCGAAGAAGAAGACUGGUCAUGACCAAUAUCACCUCCAUCACCGUCGCCUGAAACUCCGGUCUUCUUUCAACUUCAAGCCCAACAACCACAAGCCGGCGCCGUUCGAUCCGCUUGUUGCCGACAUCGAGCGCCGCCGUGAGGACAAGGAGUGGGAGCGGAAGUACUUCGAUGAUGCUCACCCUGAGUUUGCUUCUCAUGGUCAUGGUGACUCGGCACCUGGUCACGAGUCGCAGCCCGAGUGGGAGGACUUCAUGGAUGCAGAGGAUUACUUGAAUGACGAGGAUAAGUUCAAUGUCACCGGCAGGCUGAUUUUGUUGUUUCCAAAGAUUGAUGUGGAUCCAGUGGAUGGGUUUGUGACUGAAAGUGAGUUGACUGACUGGAACAUGCGGUCUUCCGAGAAGGAAGUCAUUCACAGGACUCAAAGAGAAAUGGAUGUUCAUGAUAAAAACAAGGAUGGAUUUGUAUCUUUCUAUGAAUACGAACCACCCUCUUGGGUCCGCAAUGCAGAUAAUAACACCUUUGGAAAUGACAUGGGGUGGUGGAAGGAGGAGCAUUUCAAUGCAUCAGAUGCAGAUGGUGAUGGUUUACUGAAUGUAACAGAGUUCAAUGACUUUCUGCAUCCGGCUGACACCAAGAACCCUAAGCUACUGAUGUGGUUGUGCAAGGAGGAAGUAAGAGAAAGAGAUUCAGAUAAAGAUGGAAAGAUUAGUUUCCAAGAGUUUUUCCACGGAAUCUUUGACACAGUGAGCAACUAUGAAGAAGAAAAUCAAAAUUCUUCACAUCCGCUUCAUGGCUUGCCUGAAGGUCCAGCAAAACAGCUGUUUGGUCAGCUUGACAAAAAUGGCGAUGGGUUCUUGUCGGAUGAUGAAUUGCUUCCUGUUAUUACUAAAAUCCAUCCUACUGAACGUUAUUACGCGAAACAACAGGCUGAUUAUAUUAUAUCGCAGGCGGAUUCAGACAAAGACGGGCGCCUAACAUUGGCAGAGAUGAUCGAGCAUCCCUAUGUCUUUUACAGUGCCAUCUUCAACGAGGAGGAUGAUGACGACGACGACUAUGGAUUCCACGACGAGUUUCGCUAGUUUCAUUUCGGAUACUCAAAAACAGAGAAGAUGUAAGAUCGGGUCUAUUCAUUCAAAUCCAAAAGAAAACUUCCCUGUACAAACCAGCACCGAAUUUUUCAAUGCAGCUUCCAUUUCCAGUAUGAUUCCCACGGGGAAGCAUAUCCCCCAAUCCCAUGGCGACAGGAACAGUGUUCAUGAUUCCAUUUUCUGGAUACAAAACAAAAAGUGUGUUUUUUUUUUCUUCUUUUUGUUUCUCCCUCGGAUAUCGGUUAUAUAUACACCUGCAAUGUUCAUGUACCAGACUCAAUUCAGUUUUAGUUUAUGAAGCAUUGCCCAGUUUCCAGGUGACA
Molecule: messenger RNA, 1589 nt
Organism: Tarenaya hassleriana
Lineage: Eukaryota; Viridiplantae; Streptophyta; Magnoliopsida; Brassicales; Cleomaceae
Product: reticulocalbin-2
Exons: 9
Coding region: 109-1257 (382 amino acids)
Cellular component (GO): endoplasmic reticulum
Molecular function (GO): calcium ion binding
Source: RefSeq, a predicted model, not a curated record